UUUAUUGCUUAUAAUAAAUCUUCAGUUUUCAGUAAUUAUAGUGGCAACAAUAAUUAACUUCAUAUUACAUAGAUAAACCAUAACAAUGCUCUUGUAUUUAAACCAACUCUUGAUGCCAUGCAAUUCUUAUGUCAGGAUAAUUGAAGGGGCUCACAGUUAAAGUCUUCAGGAACUAGUUUAAAUAACUUGUAGACAUUUCCUUAAAUUAAAAUGUUAAAAAUAAUUAAAAUUCUAAUUUGAACAACCCAAUAAUUAUGGCAAACUACUAUAAAAGUUAUGUCUAUAAAUGAUAUUCCAGGAGAAUGUAAUCUAGUUAAUCAGAACAACAUGUCAUAUAUCAAGAUUAACCAAGAAAAGGAAAAGGGAACUGAUGGUUCAACUUGACUUCAUUGAGUCACAGUAAUAAAAGGAGAAAGCAUAAAAUGUGGUACAGACAAACCUAUCAGUACAUUUACAGAGCCUAUCAACUCACUAAUAUUUUUUUCUGAUCUUCAAAGGUUACAUUUUUCAAAACAUAGGAGAUUUUCAGUGCAGAUCCUUCCUUUAAUCAAAAUAUAAAUGCUAUCAAUAAUAUUUCCAAGGUGUUAUUUGAAUAAUUUAUUAAUAUCUAGGAGUUAAUGUUCAUAUACUAUGCUGCUUUUCAGCAAUAAUGGUUCCAAAAGGAAGGAUACAUAAAGAAGACAAUAUGAAUACUCUAUUCAUAUAGUUUUUGUUAAACAUAAUUCCAAGAUAUAGGGAUAUGGCACGCUUAAUAAAUAAACAUGAGUAAAUAUGGGAAUCCAGCCAAACCAGACAUUUCAUUUCUUUUAUUAAUGGCUUAUUAGGGUUUCCUGCAAUUAAAAUAGCAACAUGUCCAGUAAAAUAUGAAUUCAUACACACAAGCUGGAUAAUGCAGUUAAGAGACCUUUGGAGUAGGCAUCAUAAUAAAUCUAAUGAAGAAGAAAAUGAGAAGAGAAUCAAUUUUUGAUUGUCAAUAGCUUACAGAUUUUUUCAACAAAACAGCUUAUACAAAGCACCAUUCUUCUACAGUGAGGGCUGGGAGGUACAGUUGUUGUUAACAUAAUGAAUUACAGGGAAUAAUUAUGGCAACAUGCAGAUACAUAAUAGUAAAACUAUUUACGUAAAUGCAGCUCAAACAAUUCCCGAUGAUUUCUGCAGCAGAUUGGGCAUUCUCUUUUGUUGGAUAUUAUGAUGCAGUUGAUAUUAUGGAUGCUGUUGAUUCGUUGUUGAUAUAUAUGGACUCAAUGGACUAUUUCUCAGAAAGGCAGGAGAUAAAGCCACUACAGAAAUCACUCACAGAUGUACUGUUGAAUCUGUAUAUCUGUAUAUUAUUUGUUGUUAGGAAUUAUAGUCUCUCCCCUGCUCACUAUACAUUUUUGUGUGACAGUGGUUUUCUUCGUAGUCAUAUUAAGUGUUGCAGUUGUUUAAGAAUUUCUAUAUUGUUGGAAUGGGUAUUUCUGAACUUCUAAGUUUCUAUGGAUCAGAGAUUAAUAGUUUUGUUUAUAUUCAGGCAGGCAAGCUAUACUAAUGGAUUUUUUUUUCUUCAACUUAAUUUAGAAUCCAUUAAAGUUUUUUUUUAUUUCAUUCUGGGGUUCUUUUUUUUUUGCAAUUUUGUCUAGGUUGGCCUAGUUAUCAUUUUGAUCAUCUACUUUAGAAAGAUGUGUAAAAUCAAGUGGGUUUUUUGCCGCAAAUAGGGACAUAUGAAUGCUGAUUUUUUAAAAAAGCUAUUUCAAAUGAAGUUAAAAAUAAAGAAAGAUAGGAGUCCCUACUGGGUAGAUUGAUUCAUUGGGUUGUUGUUUAUAUGCAGGUGUUCUGCAACAGAUUCCUCCUGCUCUGCUUGUACUCAUUGAAGUGUCUGAAGAUGACCUUCCAUAUGAUUACUUUUCUGUGCAUAAGUAAAAUGGUUUUUAAUGAAAUCAGUAUACAUGCAAAAUUGAUAUUUAUUUUUCCUCUCUCCUCAAGAUGGCUACAGGUCUUAAUGGGUUGCCUCCAGUAAUGGUAGCACAGCUCCCAGAAGACAGGAAACAACCUACAUGAGAGAAGACCGACACUUCCUGUACUGUGGAAUCAAAGCGAUGGAAUUGUCAGACAGUGACCGACCGGUUAGCUUCAGCUCAACAUCUUCCUCAGCAUCCUCCAGAGAUAGUCACUGUUCCUGUGGCGGCAGAACAACCUUGGUUUCCAACAGUCAUCUGGGUUUGUUCAAUCAGGACAAGGAAGUGGGGGCCAUAGUUGGAGCUGCACCAACCCAACAGUUGCCCAGCAAAGAGCUAAGAAAAAAUAACCCUAUCAAGGAACAGCUCUCUGAUGGAAAUAUUGGAAGAAAGCCAAAUAUGCCACGAAAACCUGAAACAAAGGAAAAUAACAAAAAUUAUGUCAUGUCACUGAUAGUUGAGUCUACAAGUCCAAAACUCCUGUAUGUUGACAGAGUGGUCCAAGAAAUUCUAGAGGUGAAAGAACAUGUGCAGGAUUUAAGAAGUAUUGUGAAGUGUAAGUGUGAUUACCUUGAUUGUAUCACUGACCAAUCCAAGCUGUCUUUGGGUACAGAGGAGCGAUCGGCUUUGUUUGGAAACAUAAAAGAUAUUUAUCAUUUCAAUAGUGAACUUCUGCAAGAUUUGGAAAACUGUGAAAAUGAUCCUGUAGCUAUAGCAGAAUGCUUUGUUUCUAAGAGUGAAGAUUUCCACAUAUAUACACAGUAUUGUACCAAUUAUCCAAGGUCAGUGGCUGUACUCACCGAAUGCAUGAGAAACAAGUCCUUAGCCAAGUUUUUCAGAGAAAGACAAGAAGCUUUACAACAUUCUCUUCCUUUGGGAUCCUAUCUUUUAAAGCCUGUUCAAAGAAUACUGAAAUAUCAUUUACUUUUGCAUGAGAUAGAAAACCAUCUUGACAAGGACACUGAAGGUUAUGAUGUUGUGUUAGAUGCCAUUGAUACAAUGCAGAGGGUGGCAUGGCAUAUCAAUGAUAUGAAGAGGAAGCAUGAACAUGCCAUUAGAUUACAGGAAAUACAAAGCUUACUUACGAACUGGAAAGGCCCAGACCUUGCGAGUUAUGGAGAGCUGGUGCUAGAAGGAACUUUCCGCAUCCAGAGGGCCAAAAAUGAACGCACGUUGUUUCUCUUUGAUAAACUGCUGCUUAUUACAAAGAAGAGAGACGAGACAUUUACUUAUAAAGCUCAUAUCUUGUGCGGCAAUCUUAUGCUGGUAGAAGUCAUACCGAAAGAACCUCUUAGCUUCAGCGUCUUCCAUUAUAAAAAUCCCAAGAUGCAGCAUACCGUUCAGGCAAAAUCACAACAAGAUAAGCGCCUUUGGAUUCUUCAUUUGAAAAGAUUAAUUCUAGAAAACCAUCCUGCUAAAAUUCCAGCUAAGGCCAAGCAAGCAAUUCUUGAAAUGGAUGCAAUUUAUCACCCAGGGUUCCAUUACAGCCCAGAAGAAAUGAAAGCUUCAAGUAACUCUAAAGAGGGCAUCACUCCACAAAGGAUGAGAAGGAAAUCAGAACCUUCUUCCAGAGUUCAUAAAAUCACAAAAUCAAGUGAAAUGGACCCAAAUUUGCAAAAGCGGAUGAGUACUGAAGGAACCCUGCUAUCUCAGACCGAGUUAUUCCUCAGUCCCAGGAAGAAUCAUUCACUGAAUUGCCAACGACUAGAUUCAAAUGAAGCAGCCUAUAGCAGUGGUCAGGAGGAUAAUAUUCUCACAUAUGUUACAGAGCAGACUGAUGCUGAUGAUGAAGAAGAGACCGAACAAAGCACUCAACAUUUUCAGCAAAAACCAAAGGGAGGCCGCAAAAGAUUGAAUAGUCAAGUUACUGAAAAUUUUGAGAAGCGAAGGACUUUUAAUCUCAACAUAUGUGAAAUUCAGAACUCCAAAAAACGUACAGAUGAAGCUCCUUCCCAGAUGAACACAAAGCUUUCAUUUUCCUGCAAUGAGGAUAGUCGGUUAUCUGAACAAUUUACUCCCCAAAACAACUCAUUUGUGGCAAAUAUUUUGGGGAGAACAGCUGCAGUGAGAAAUAUCUGGACAGACCAUCAAAUUCGGCAAGCAUUGUUCCCAAGUAGACGACCUCUGCAAGACAAUAUAGAUGAUGAUGAUGAUGAUGAUUACCAAAUGUUCAUGCCAUCAGACUCCACAUCCAAUUUAACUUCCAUUGCAUGUGAAGAAAGGACCCCAUCAAACCGUCCUUGCAGUUGGCAUUUAGGACUAGUCCAUAAAAAUGAUAUUUCCAACCUGAACUCCCAUAGAAUUAUGAGGCGGGCCAGCAGCGCUGGUGAAAGUAAAACUGGAGCAAGAUAUAGAAAGAAUUACCAUGAUCAAAGUGCCUCUUGGAAUGAAAUUAAAAACUCCAGAAGUGACAUGGACAAUCUUCAAGAAUGUCAGGAAUCUUCAGAAGAAUUGACUAUAGAUGACAUAGAUCAUGUCUAUGACAACAUAAGUUUUGAAGAUUUGAAGUUAAUGGGGCUGGCUCAGAGGGAAGAGUCCAACCAUGCCCCACAAGGGUCAGCUAAAGAUUCACUCUAUGAGACAUAUGACGAAGACUAUUCUUUCAAAAAAACUCAAGCAUCUCAAAACAGGACUUGUAUUCCUAGCAGAAAUGAAGCCAUUCCCAGGAGAGAGCCUUCACCUGUAAGGUCUUAUGAGUUAAGGAUUAGUGAGGAAAAUAUCUAUGAUACCAUACGCCUUCCAGAAGAGUCAGUGUCAAAUUUCAAAAGUGAUCCCCUUAAAUGUUCCAAAAAGAGAAGUUUUCUGGGUAUGGAAACAGAUUUUACAUGCUGUAACCAGUUCCGACAAUUUGUUUCUGAAGAAAGCCUCCAAUUCAGUGAAGAUGAAAAUCCCUAUCAUUACGUUCCAUUAGAUCGUGGCUGCUUAAAUUUGGCAGAGAGUUCCUCAAAUUCUGAUUCACACUCUCACAAGUCUGUUGCAGAUAAAUUAUCAGAGGAAGUAGAUGAAAUCUGGAAUGACCUGGAGAAUUAUAUCAAGAAAAAUGAAGAAAAGUCACGGGAUCACGUCCUUGCGGCUUUUCCUGUCUGCAAAGAUGAGGUUGAUAAUCAAGCAUCUAGCAGAACUACUGGUGGACCAAAUAAAGAUGUAAAAUAUUCAUUGACUAUGUUCCCACUACCGGAAAAAGGUGUUUUGUCAAAAACUUUGCCAAACAAGGUAGCCAGGUUAAGUGAAGCCAACAUUAAGUUUGAAGAGGCAACAUCAUAUAAAGCAAAUUCACUAAUAGAUCUCAACAGAUCUUCUCUCUCAAAAGACAGAUGUUUUGCUGAUAGCCUUUACAAAUCUCCCAAUAAUAUAUUCUGCACAGUAAAUACAAUAAAUACUAAUGGUGAACUGGAUUCUGUGGAUAAAACAAAGAACCGUGUUUUUAUGAUGGCAAGACAGUACAGUCAAAAAAUCAAGAAAGCGAAUCAGUUUUUGAAAGUAAAAAGUGCAGAGCAAGAACAAUUUCUGAAUCGGCAACAGAAAUCAAAGCACAAGGACUUAGCAGCCAUUUUAGAAGAGAAGAAACAAGGUGGACCUGCCAUUGGUGCAAGAAUUGCUGAAUAUUCUCAACUAUAUGAUCAAAUUGUAUUCCGGGAAACCUCACCCAAAACACAGAAGAUUACUUCUCAAGAAACAAACAUAAGAUAUUCUUCACCUGUUUCCACGUCUCACUUAGCUGCAGAAUGCUUAAAAGCUGAAAAUUGGCUUUUGCAUUCAACAUAUAGUAAUGGAGAACUUUCUGACUUUUCUCCUUGGCCAGAAACUCCUCACCUGAAGACAAAAAGCUCCCUUAUAGAAAUGGGGGGGACGCCAAAUGUGAGACCUGUAACCUGCUCAGUGCCUUCCUUUCAGACUCCCCUUCGUCCACACAUUCCUGCACAAAGGUGGAGUACUAUUAUAAAUCAACCCAAUAAAGAGAACUUGUAUCACAGCCACCUUUAUAAUUCUUUAGGCAGGACAGAGAGCAGUACAAGGCCACCACCAUCUAGCAGAUCACAGUCCUCUUGCUCCAUUGUGCUCAACAAGUCUGAAGAAUCAAUAAAUUAUCCACCUGAAAUGAAGAAAAAGCAUUUGCAUUCCAACAAAAAAUGUCUGACUGACCACUGUCAAGAAUCAGUGUCUGUUGCCAUCCCUGGCCAUUCAACAUGCAAUGAGACAAAGCAGGCCUCAGAAAAUGUCUCAGAUGUUAUUCUACAAGAUUCUCAGAAAAUUCUGAGAGUGAAAAGGAACUUGCCUUCAAAAGCACAAAUAGCAACCCACAAUUAUUUUAGUAAUUUCAAAGAUACUGACAAUGGAGAAGGAGAUGAUGAUGACUAUGUUGAAAUUAAAUCCGAAGAUGAGGGAUCUGACUUAGAGACUUUCUGUAACCAAACAAAGGACUUGGAUCCCAAAGUAAAUCCGCACCCUACUCAUUUAGAAACUCCCAGUGGCAAAUUGUUGGAUCCUUCUAAACUAUCAGAUCCUUUCUUGACAGCAUGCAAUGAUUCGGACAAAUUGAAUGAUUACUUAUGGAGUGUGCCAUCUAGUAAUCAACCGAAUAUUGUCCAGUCCCUAAGGGAAAAAUUUCAGUGUCUCAGUUCAAGUAGUUUUGCUUAAUGUUGCCUUUUCCCCAAUUCCAUUGUUCAGCCUUAAUGUGUUAUAGUAUGACCACCAGUUCUUGUCUUAUUGUGUGUGUGUGUGUAUGUAUGUAUGUAUGUAUGUACACAUACACACAUACAUACACCCACAAACAAUUAUAGGAACAAUACCUUGCAUUUGUGUCAUUCUGUUCUAGCAACUUUAGUGUAUAUUAGAACUGGCCACAUACACAAGAAUUUCAUAGAGAAACAACGGUGGAACAUCUUCAGUGAUUAAACUUUAUGCAUUCAUAAUUUAUUUGCUUUAACACAGAAGAAUGAACUGCUUUGACUCAACUGAAAUGUACUAAUGUGUUAUAUGUAUGUACUAGUUACGUUGCUACACAGUUCUAAUUAAGUAAAACUGCAAAUGGUACAAACUAAAUGGAUCUUUGGGAUCAAGCAACAACAUUUUUCAGGAAUUCUAAUUUAGGAAAUCCCUUUCCCCCCAAUGCACUAAAUAAUUUAUUUCUACCCCACUUCCAAGCAAUCAUGUUUCCAACUCACAAAUUUGAUACCCACAAAUCAACAGCAGCCUAGGACCCACCUGCAGAGUCGUCUUACUGGCUUUGGCAUCAAUUUGAAGGCAUCUGGGCAUAAGUUGCAAUCUCUGGCAACAAGUCAGAGGGCAUGUAUGCAUGCCCUUAUCAGUCUUAACAUCAAUCAUGCAAGUGGGUCUAGAGAAAACUUUAAAAUUAGGCCGACCAACUAAAUAGCUUCUUCAGGUUGGCAUAGGUUUCUCCCCCUUGCUUAUGUUGCUGUACAUACCCUUUUUGUAAGACAGCUUCAGUUUGAAACACUUGAAAAAAAUACGUGAAUACAUCUAUACAAUCAAAUUUCAUAUGAAGGAGAGUAAUGAUCUAAGUACCAACUGAAGUACCUUUUACUGAGCAGGAUUUGCUUUCUUACAUCAUUCCACCAAAAGGGAUAACAGCAGUCAGAAUUUUUAUGACAUGAGUGGUGACUUGGUGAUUUGGCAAAGCCAUCAAAUUAGCAAGUACACAAUCCCUUUUACUAAAAUAAGUACUGAAAGAGAUAUGCUCCUUGAAUUACUUUGAAAUUCAUCAUUCUGAUGUUUUUUCUUAGUAGAAUGCUAGUUCACUUUUAUUUUUCUUGUAUCAGGAAGCUGCCCCGACUUCAGUAGAAAAACUGACUGCAAAUCGAAGUGUGUUUAGUAAGCAGAUGAAAAAUAAGUUCAUAUGAAUUUAGGGAUUUAUUUAAUAAAAUAUGUAAAAUAAUAUAAAUAUAGUAAUAGGAAUCCAGAUACAGUAACAAGGUUGUGUCUGCUUUAUUAUACUGGAGGAUUGUUGUUAAUCUUAAAAAAAAUAGUGAAAUAUGUAACGUAGUCAUAUAAGGGACAAGCGUCAGUAUAUUUUGAGUACUUUUUAACCUUGCUGGCAGGGAAUAAAAAUAGCUGAAUUCAAUAUGGAUGAGCACCUAAGACAUAGUUUUUGUAAAAGCAAAGGGAAUGAUAAUGAUUUUUCUGGUCUGGAUGAAAAAAUUCUGAGGAACUCCACCUCUAACUUUUUUAUAUAGUUCUUGAUUGUAGAUAGCUACCCCAAAAUUAGACAAAAGUAUUUAAUUUGGGGAGGGGGGGCUGCUUUAUAAAAUACGUACAGUAGCCAAAAUAGAAAGGAAACCAUUGUUCACCUGUGUGAAUAUUAUGUUCGCAUUGGUUAGUUGAAUAACGCAAAAGAUCACACAUUUUUCUGAAAAUAUUUUAAACAGAUUUAUUUACAGGUUCGGAAGGCUAAUUCUAUUCAGAUUUUCAGAUUGCUCCAAGGAUAUGUUUUUCUAAGUUCUUGUGUUUAAACAGAACAAGUAGGUGCCGUUUCAUCUACAGAAUGUAAGUUAACCUUUGGGUGACAAGAUAGGCCUACACAUUUGUUCAUUAAAUACGGAAAAAGUAAAAAUGGUUGUUAAAAUUAGAAUAUUGGGGGCAGAGAAUAUUGUAUGUAAGGGGCUUGCUAUCACAUGUACUGUACAUUCUUUGUUGUCCAGUUCUAAAGGUAGGCAUAUCAUCUUUUUAAUAAUUUACAGCUCUCCUUCAAAACUUUAAAGAGAUUUUAGAGGAGCCUUAUUUUUAUCCAGGUAAUAUUGUCUGUAAAAAAAGUCUAAUUGUUUUUUUUUUAAAUCUAUUCUGUAUUUACUGGUAGUACCUGCACUAUACUACUGGACAAAUGCAAAAUGAAGUUGCUUAUUCUGGGUGGAUUCACACCAACUUUCCUAGUUUCAACAUAUCAUGUGUUACCGUUUUAUUCUAUUGAUAAGAAAUAGACCCUCUGUGUUGCACUUUUACAUAACUCAUUUUGUAAAGACUAUGUAAAAAUAUAUGUACAUGUAGAAGAGUUCUUUUUUCUCCUUUGUUAUGCUUAAAAGCUGACUGUAAAGCAUGUCAAACCUGUAAGUGCUGUGUAGAAAAAAUAAAUACUACUUGCUUGCAGCAGUUACCUCAGACAUUUUAUGAACUACUUUAUUUAAUUUUGCAGAAAUAGAUAGUUGCAGAGGCUCUAUUUUUUUUAAGAAAUAAUAUCUUUUAAAGCUUUUCUGUACUAACCCUUCAGCUACCUUGUUCUGCAAUUAUUGUCUUUUUCUGUCCAUGCAGCAGCCUGGAGAAGAAAACAUUAAAGCUUAAAUACAAAAUCAGUGCAUUCAAGCCAUAGCAAGAAGGUUGGGUUUCUAUACCCAGUAAGCUAGUCAAAGUGACGAAAGGCCUAGGCAAAAUGAAUAUUAAUAUUUUCACUCAAAAUAACCUUUCCUUUCACCUGUAAGACAUAUUAAAAUCACUACAACUAAUUUGGAAAAAAGCCCUGUCUAGACUACCAGGAGUGGAAUUUAAUUAUGAACAAUUAAAUUAACAGGCCAGGAGCAAAGUCUACAAAGCAAACCUACUAUCAGUGUCUUUGGCCAGCUGCCAGAGCUUACUAGCAGCUACAAAUGCAACAAAAUCCAA
Messenger RNA from Thamnophis elegans (Western terrestrial garter snake), 9545 nucleotides. RefSeq names its product pleckstrin homology and RhoGEF domain containing G1 (gene PLEKHG1). The record is from RefSeq and is a predicted model, not a curated record. NCBI's taxonomy places the organism in Eukaryota, Metazoa, Chordata, Lepidosauria, Squamata, Natricidae. Gene Ontology annotation, molecular function: guanyl-nucleotide exchange factor activity.